AUGUCUCAAUCAGUCCAUAGCUCUAACGGGCCAGUGGGUUCUGAUGGGGAGGGACCAAGUCAUUCCGAUUCAGUGAAUGCAACUGACAAGAAGGUCGGUGAAGUAAAACGAGUAUCGCGUGCCGGCACUCGCAGCGUACUAAACUUAAGCCCUACCCGACUAGCAAGGAAAAGAGCCAAUGACCGCGAAGCACAGCGGAAUAUCAGAUCAAGAAAUAAGGAGCAUAUUGAGAGAUUAGAGGCUCGCGUUGAAGAACUUACCAAAGGUCGCAGCCCCGACGUCGAGCUCGAAGAGGUGCACAGGCAAAAUGAGGCAUUGGUGGGGGAAGUAAGACGAUUGAGCGAAAGUCUAGCGCAGCUGAGGACCGAUGAUAAUUCGAUUACUGCUCAAGUUUAUGGUUUUAAUUUGGCGAGAUCACAACGGUGCCAAGAAGUCUCAGACACUGAGCUCAUGUCAAGGAUAUUAGGCAUUAUUUAUCCAGCCAAGCGGUGCAGCUUAAGUGCCAAUUGGAUGGCUACGGUCGUAGUACUCUUGAAACCUUUGAUCGUCCACAAUGAAUGGUCGUUAUACAAUGCUAAUCAAACGUCACAAAAAGGCUCGGAUGGAUCUACUGCUCUAAAUUAUCUGCGCGAUACCAACGUGUCUAGUUCAUCAACAAGAGAUAUCCCUCGGGAGAUUUCCACGACUAGGCCCAUUGACUCACAAACAUUUGAGACACUGUGGUACCAACAACCAGGAAAUUCGAGAAGCUCAACCGGUGCUAGCAGGCGCUCAUUCAGCACGGCAUUUGGACCUAUUGACGGAGUUCCACAGGUAAAUGGGCCGGCUUCCAUGAGUGCUUUAGACGAGACUAGUCGCUUCUCGUAUUUUGACCCAAACCAUCAAGUGAAUUUCAAUGAUGCAGGAAACUGGGCUCGAAAAUCUGUUCCAUCAGAUGCCCUUCAGAAUCCAAAUCUAGCUACCAUUCCUGGGCACACGCAAUCGCAACCCCAACCACGACAAACACAGCCUUUCAAUACUUCAAACAUGUCGAGCAGACCAGAGAUACUAUCGCCCUUACAGCAAUUCCAAGCGAAUCAUGGAAUAUCGUUUUCGACUCCACAGCCACUUCAACCUUGGGAUAUACCAAUACUAAAUACAUCGACCCCGACAUGUGGAGUUGACACACUCCUUAUGAAUAUUAUACGCACGCAGAAAGAAAUGGCGCAACAAGGGGCAUCGAUAGCUCAAAUAAUUGGGCCUCCUCAACCCAGCAUGAAGGCGAUUAUUUAUCCUGAGGACCCAAACCAGACUCACAUUGCCUCCACAAUGAUCUCGAAUCUUCUCACCAAUCUUGCGGUUAGAGGUCUUCCCGAACGGGCAGGCUGUCUCUAUUUAAUGUAUCAUAUUUGUCAAUGGCAAAUUCAUCCUUCAUCAUCAACCUAUGGAUACUUGACAGAUUGGUCUUCGCCACGACCAUCCCAGCUCAUCACAGCUCAUCCCGUAUGGGCAGACUCAAUAUUCUGGGGCAAACUCAGAGAUAAGGUCAUUGAAAAUCAAGAACGUUAUGCCAAUGAAGAAUUCCAGAAUGCAUAUAUACUUUGCAUCAAUGCAAACUGGCCACGUCCCGAUCUGGAGGCAUUCAGAUUUGAAGGCAACGAUAUAUAUAUUACAGAAGAUUUUGAGACUCACAUCAGGAAUCUAUCAAACUGGAGUUUGGAUGAGAGAUUUGCAGCCAGGUAUCCUGAACUAGCACCAUUGGUAAACAUCUCAGGAGCAGGAGAAAUUGGCUUACAAGGACCUUACGUGGUAUAG
Messenger RNA from Sclerotinia borealis F-4128, 1794 nucleotides. The record is from the annotation of a GenBank genome assembly. Lineage: Eukaryota; Fungi; Ascomycota; Leotiomycetes; Helotiales; Sclerotiniaceae.